This is a messenger RNA of Bacillus rossius redtenbacheri, 1389 nucleotides long. RefSeq names its product dnaJ homolog subfamily C member 9. The coding region runs from base 128 to 913 and encodes 261 amino acids. Gene Ontology annotation, molecular function: heat shock protein binding. The record is from RefSeq and is a predicted model, not a curated record. Gene Ontology annotation, cellular component: nucleus; cytoplasm. The transcript has 5 exons. Lineage: Eukaryota; Metazoa; Arthropoda; Insecta; Phasmatodea; Bacillidae.
GUGCUUUCAUUCUAUGCUUGAAUAACAAUUAUUUGGCGGGUAAUCUGUCAGGUGUUUAUUCGUAAACAUAUUUAGGAAGUUGGAAGACAAUAAAUUUUUAAGUCUGUCAAAAUUUCAACUUUGUAUAAUGUCGUUACUUGAGUUAUGUGAAAAAUAUUUUGGUAGUAAAGAUUUAUAUGAUGUACUUGGAAUCUCAAAAAGUGCGAGUGCGAAGGAAGUGCGGAAGGCGUACCACAGGAUGUCCCUGCGGGUGCACCCGGACCGGGUGGACGAGGCCCAGAAGGCGGAGGCCACAGAGAAGUUCAAGGUGCUGGGCAAGCUGCACUCCAUCCUCAGCGACAAGGAGAAGAGGAGACUGUACGACGACACGGGAGAUUUGUCGGAGUGUGACGAGACGCGGGACUGGAGCGAGUAUUGGACCAUCAUCUUCCAGAAGAUCACGAUAGAAGACAUCAACAACUACGAGAAGAAGUACAAAGGCUCGGAGGAGGAGCGGAGCGACCUGAAGAGGGCGUACCUGAACGGCAAGGGAGACAUGGACUUCAUCUACGAGGCGGUGCCGUUCUCCAGCACGGACGAGGAGCCGCGGCUGCGCGGCAUCCUGCAAGAGCUGAUCGACGCCGGCGAGGUGCCCGCGUACAGGGUGUUCACCCACGAGCCCGCCCGGAAGAAGGAGCGGCGCAAGAGGAAGAUGGAGAAGGAAGCGCGCGAGGCGGCGGAGAUGUCACGCGACCUGGGGCUCGGCGAGCGAGACACGGACCUGCAGGCGAUGAUCCAGACGAGGCACUCGCAGCGCGCGGCCGAGAUGGACUCCUUCCUGGACGCGCUCGCUGCCAAGUACGCCGCGCCCAAGGGCAAGGCCGCGCCCAGAGGCAAGGUGACGCCCGACAAGCGGGGCAGGAGGAGCAAGUAGUCUCUCGACACGGUGGCAUGCCGGAGAGGCGCGGCCGCCACCCGCACGGACGCGGUCGUCAUCACCGAGUGGAUUGUUGAACUGCUCUCGUGGACAAGACAUUUUUUGAUGAUGUUCAAUAUUUUUGUAGCAUGUGUUUUGGUGUAUUAAAUAGGUUCACUGUGUAUAUAAUACAGUGCUCAUCUGUAAUAUAAACAAGGAUGUGCCAAUCAAAUACUCAUCAAAUCAUUAAUAUUCGAUAUUCGAGGAAAAAGAUUUGAAGAAAGUUAUUAGAGGAAAUGAAGUAGAUUAAAAAAAUCAACCCUGAUAACCUCUGAAGUUUACUAGUUCAAUUUUUUGAUAUCUAUCGUCUUACCACUCCUCAAGAUAUUGUACUUUUAACAUGCAAUUAUAUAAAUAAAAUUGUAAUGUGUAUUGUUUCUGGAAAUCUGUUUAUAAAUGAAACAUAUAAAGCGUUGAAUUUGUCACCACCAAAA